AUGCCCUCUAUGGUCCCCGUCUCUCAAUGGUGGCAGCUCCAUCAGAAAGAUGGCUCUCUACAGCAUCAGACAGUACCAAUACCAGAUAUCAAACCUAAUGAGUUGCUGGUGAAGCUCCAGUACACUGGUGUCUGUCACAGCGACCCUAAGAUCCAGGAAGGGAUCCUCGGUGGCCACGAAGGCACAGGUACAGUUGUGCGUGUGGGAAACCUCGUUACUAAUUUCAAGAUUGAUGAUCACGUUGGCAUAAAGUUUCUCCAUGAUCCCCGUGACAACUCAUGCGACCUUUGUGAGCAGGGGCACCAGAAGAUCUGUCCCGUGUCUGGUGCUCACGUUAGCGCUUCGUUUCAGCAAUAUCGUGUCUGUAAAGCAAGUGAAGCAGUACGCAUUCCGCGAGAUAUGGAUAUGGCUUUGGCAGCGCCGGUGAUUUUGAAUCAUCCUUUAUGUAACAGGCCGCUGCAUCCUUUUGCUAACGAAAACUCCAAGAUCAUGUGCGCUGGCGUAACAGCCUUCAAGGCUCUUCAAGAGUGUGAUCUGAUACCGGGCCAUAUCGUCGCAAUCGUCGGCGUUGGAAGCGCAGUUGGUAUCUUGGCAUGCCACUUCGCCAAAGCACGCGGCUGUCAAGUCUUAGCUGUUUCUCACGGCAGCAAAAACCGGAAUAUGUUCCUCAACGAUCUAGGUGUAUAUUCCUUCGUUGAUUACGAAGAUUGCCCGGACAUUACCACUGAGAUAAAAUCCUUGACUUUUGGUGGCCCACAUGCUGUCAUCGUUGACUCGAUUUCGGAUACCCUCCUUCAAUUUGCUAUUCGGUUUGUUCGUACGUCUGGCACUGUUGUGCCUGUCGGACUACCUCCGGGCGGACGUUUGAACGCCGACAUAGUUGACAUUAUGGCUCGAAGGGUGAAGAUCAGAGGGUCCUGGGUGGCUGGUGUGGCAGAUACGGAAAAGGCACUUCAAGUUGUCCACGAAAAGAAAUUACAAAUAUCCCAUCAAGUCAUUCAUGUGCGUGACUUGCCUCUAGUCUGUAAGAAGAUUCAAGAAGGAGAAUUGGUCGGUAAUCUCGUUCUUGAUAUAUCCCAGGAAUCCUGCGGUUCAUUGCGAAAAGGCUUGCCUAUCAACUACUCAAGCCUGGCUUCAGAAAACUGGAAUAUCGGAACUUAUCUGGCAAGUAGGAUGGAAACGCUGGGAGUCAAGCAUUAUUUUGCCGUUCCAGGGGACUACAAUCUACACUUUUUGGACGAACUUCUAAAAAAUGAGAACCUUCAGAUGAUAGGGUGCUGCAAUGAGCUGAACGCCGGGUAUGCAGCCGACGGUUACGCGCGGGCUUCUCCGUCUGGAUUCGCCGUGGUCAUUAUCACACAUAUGGUUGGAAGUCUGUCGGUCCUCAACGCCAUUGCAGGGGCAUAUGCAGAGCGACUUAAAGUGGUAGUCAUCAACGGUUGUCCCAAGUCUGCGGACUACGAUUCAAACAGAAUAAUGCAUCAUACGACAGGCGAGGUAGACAAAGGGCAGUCUCAUAGGAUUUUCAAGGAGGUGACAUGUGCGAGUGUCCGGCUACAGCCAGCACCUGAUAUCGGCAUUCAGUUAGACGCAGUCUUGCAGCAGUGUAUCAAGAACUCUCUCCCGGUCUAUAUCGAGGUACCCAGGGACACUGUGCAGAUGACAUGCCUCCCACCAGCAGAAUUUACGAUUCCAGCACGAAUCUCAUCUAAGGACAGAUUAGCGGCGGCAGCUGAGCUGAUUAGAAAAGCAUGGACAGCUGCGAAGAAUCCAGUCAUACUCAUUGGUGGAUUCACUCGCCUAUAUCUUACCAAAGACACCGUAUCCUCGUUCGCUAGCAAGCUUGGCUGCGCCGUAUUCUUCCUUCCAGAUGGUAAAUCGCAUAUCCGGAACUCGCACCCGCAGGUAUGCGGGGUAUUCUGGUCAAAAGCCUCUGAUCCGGAGGUAGUGACCACAGUCAUGGAGUCAGACCUGUGGGUUGUGAUCGGUGGACACUGGUCUGAUAUGCACACGGUCGGUUCAUCAAUCGAUCUUGAGAAAGAACAAAGCAGAAUUCUGAAUCUUGAGGGAGAUCACGUUCGGAUGCCAGAUGGUACAUCCAUAGAGGAGGUGGCGCUUCAAGAGGUGAUUGAGGAGGUUCUCCAUUCACCUAUUACACAAAACAAUGCAUCACUCAAGCAUUUCCAGUUGGCCAGGGGCGUAACUACAAAUGGUUUUGCCACUCCCAGUCUGGAUUCAUCACUCACCGUCAACCAGAUCGUGAAAGGCCUUGAGCGGAUUCUCAACAAAGACGAUAUCGUCCUUGCCGAUACGGGAGACAGCUGGUUUCACGUAGCGUCCAUGAGCAUACCAGACGGAGUAGACGUUCAUAUGCAAGUCCUUUAUGCCUCAAUCGGCUGGGGCUUGCCGGCAUCUCUGGGCUCCCAGAUUGCUCGGGAAAAGAAGGGACGUUCAAUAUUAAUGAUCGGGGAUGGCGCCUUUCAGAUGACCGUACAAGAGGUGAGCACGAUGAUCAGAAUGCGGUCAAACGCCAUAAUCAUUAUAUUAAACAAUUUGGGAUAUCAAGUUGAGACUGCCAUACAUGACGGCCCGUACAAUUAUAUCGCGAACUGGCACUACGCCAGUCUUGUAACUGGAAUGAGCAGUACUUUUCAUACACUGUCAUCACUCAAUCCGUAUAUGUCAGAGGAAGAGAAGGAAGAACUACUGAGACCGGCAAUGUUCUCGAUGAAAGUUCAGACAUAUGGCGAUUUGACUGAAGCUCUAAAUAGAACGCAGAAAGAGUCUGAUAAGCUUGCCAUUUUAGAGUGCUGUGUGCAUCCCGACGAUAUCAGCCGCAUGUUGCGCAGAUUUGGUCCUCUUCUUCAUGGGAAUGCUCCACCAGUCGAAGAGGAAGAACCGCAUUUGACAAACAGACAUGGUAACGGAUCUUUAGUGCUCUCGAAGCUGGAUUCGCCUAGUAUAAAAUCGCCGCUCUCCUCUGCCCGUCUCGUGAUACACUCAAACGGAGAAGAGAACACACAGCCCGUCUAUUCCAAUACCAGCCAUCAAGAUCAAUACCGCGAGCUGACGGACCAUAUGCUAACAUGCGUCUGGACCGCAAGCGCCGGAUGGCAAGAACCGAAAAUCACGCGGUCUACCUCAAUUGCUCUCAGUCCCACUGCUCCCGGACUCAAUUACGGCAUACAGUGUUUCGAAGGGAUGAAAGCAUACCGUGGCUACGACGGACAACUACGACUAAUCCGGCCAAUGUUGAACUUCAAACGCCUACUCAGCAGCGCUCGCCGGGUUGGUCUUCCCGAUGACAUCGAUGUGGACGAGCUACAGAGGUUGAUCGAGGCUCUUUUGCGGGUGGACGGGCCCAAAGGGCUACCCAGGGAUUCUCCCGGCUCGUUUUUGUAUAUCCGUCCCGUCUUUGUGGCUACAGAUGCGUCGAUAGGUUUUCGAAGGCCCUCGGAAGCGUUGCUCUGUGUUGUUUUUGUCCGCUCCCCACCGUUCGAUCAUUCAAGUGCUAUGAGUCUCAUAACUAGCCCUAUUAAUCGCUGUCGUGCGUGGCCGGGAGGCACUGGAGAUGCGAAAGUUGGCGGCAAUUACGCACCUACUAUCCCAACCCAUAAAGAAGCUACUGAAGCCGGAUAUUCACAGACAUUAUGGCUGUUUGGUGAUGACUGUCAGGUCACCGAAGCGGGAGCCAACAAUUUCUUCGUUAUCUGGCAGUCAGCACACAGCAACCGAAUAGAGCUGGUUACAGCGCCACUGGAAGACGGAAUUAUUCUUCCUGGAGUCACUCGACAGAACGUAUUAGACUUAGCGACCGAGGAGCUAGCCAUUGACGGUCAUGACGGGCAGAGCAGACUCGACGUUCUGGAGAGGACAUUCACUAUGCAUGAGAUUGUCACUGCUUCGGAGGAAGGCAGACUUUUGGAGGCUUUCACAACAGGGACAGCAGUUGAAUUGCAGCACUUCAUAUGCCCCGUGUCCAGAAUCUAUUUUCGAGGUACAAAGGACAUUUUCCUGCCUCUUGCACACGGUCAGCCAGCCAAGUACACCGAGCUGAUCAAAACUUGGCUAGAGGAUAUUAUGUAUGGAAAGGUAGAGCACUCGUGGGCGAGGAUAGUCGAUAAUGCGUAG
Messenger RNA from Talaromyces atroroseus, 4131 nucleotides. RefSeq lists its product as hypothetical. The record is from RefSeq and is a predicted model, not a curated record. The transcript has 10 exons. Lineage: Eukaryota; Fungi; Ascomycota; Eurotiomycetes; Eurotiales; Trichocomaceae. Gene Ontology annotation, molecular function: carboxy-lyase activity; zinc ion binding; oxidoreductase activity. Bases 1 to 4131 code for a protein of 1376 amino acids.